CCCUGUUCGCCGCUACCACCAUGGCCGCCGCUCCCCAGAGAUCUGUCAUUGUUAGCUUCCCCAACGAGACGCCAGACUAUAUCGUGGAGGAGGCCAAGGAGAGCAUCCGCAAGGCCAAGGGUGUCAUCACGCACGAGUACAACAUCAUCAAGGGCUUCGCAGCCCAGGCACCUGCGUCUGCCCUGGAAUUUGUUACCACGAUGGGCGAACAAUACAAGGUCGAGAUUGAGGACGACGGCAUCGUCACAACACAGGGCGAGGAGUAGCCCGCUCGGAAGACGCAUGAUGAUCAUCUUGACUUUAUUGUAUACACUUCCUCCCGGAACACGACUAUAUGGGGCACGAAAUUCACUAUUGGAUUACGGAGUUUAGAUUGGAGUAUGGAAAGGACACGGCUUGGAUACCUCGUAGCAAUCUGAUUUGUUUGCACUUCUCUGGCUCGCUCUUGAUGCCAAAGAGCACUCCAUUUGCACUACAUGAGUAGAUCGAUGCGGCAUAUGUAACUGCCCUCGAUUUAGUCUAAUAUAACGAUUUAUCUCAGAGCGCGCA
Messenger RNA from Didymella exigua CBS 183.55, 549 nucleotides. RefSeq lists its product as uncharacterized. Gene Ontology annotation, biological process: vacuole fusion, non-autophagic. NCBI's taxonomy places the organism in Eukaryota, Fungi, Ascomycota, Dothideomycetes, Pleosporales, Didymellaceae. Bases 21 to 266 code for a protein of 81 amino acids. The transcript is spliced from 2 exons. The record is from RefSeq and is a predicted model, not a curated record. Gene Ontology annotation, molecular function: endopeptidase inhibitor activity.